This is a messenger RNA of Mycotypha africana, 1388 nucleotides long. RefSeq lists its product as uncharacterized. The coding region runs from base 346 to 891 and encodes 181 amino acids. Lineage: Eukaryota; Fungi; Mucoromycota; Mucoromycetes; Mucorales; Mycotyphaceae. The transcript has 5 exons. The record is from RefSeq and is a predicted model, not a curated record.
UUUCCCUUUUCAUUGACCUUACUUGAACCUCUUUACGUGGAUCUACUCACUUAAAAAAAUGUCUCAAGUCACUUUAAAGAACGAUAUUAUACCUACCUUUGAGCCUAUUGAUCAACCAAGACAGAAGAGAAAGAUUAUUGAUAUCUCUUCCGACAAUGAGGAUAGCCAUUCUUCAACAGAGCAAACUAAACAGACUCAAUCGUGCAAUAAGAGAACGAAAGGUAGAAUACUUGGCUGUAACGGGAAGGAACUUCUUUGUAAUCACAGAAUGAACUAACAUACAAAAAACACACACAACCACGUACACUGUGCGCUGAUAAAUCAUUGCUAUAAGCUGACAAGGACAUGAGUAUAUCAUCGCUUUACACAAAUACUUCGAGCGUCACGAAUGUUCCCAUCCUUUCAAAAGCAAUCGCCAAUUCAGUCGUCUGGAUUGCUGCCACAUUUUCAAUGCAAGAUAAAGAUGAAGAAAAGCAAAUCACUGAACAAACUAAAGAACAAUCAGCGACAGCUAAUCAAAUUGCAGCCUUUAGUGUAUACCAUGGAUUGGAUGACACUCGUAACAUAGCAGAAAAAGUGACUUUGAAGAAAGAUCAAGACUUGAAUGAUGUGUAUAUUAUGGGGGUUGAGCACAUCUUGGAACAAUUCAAAAACGAUCCUGGAGAUUUGGUGAUUCACACUGGAUGUGCUUUCUUACAAAACUGUUUGGAAGAGCAGGACAAUAAGAGUACUAGCAGUACUGGCGACAAUGAAAAGCAUUUGGAUAACAUUAGAACUAAAAUUGCUAAAAGAAACGGUGAUACAUCAUUUACAACAUCUAGCUUAGAAGAGGACGAGUUCAAAGCAGCAUUAAAAAUGGCAAAGGAAAAGUUAACAGAAAAAGAAGAGUAAGUAUACGUGAAAUAUUUGUUGGUUAAGAUAUAGUCAAUUAAUGAAUGCUUUCAAAAACUACAAAAGUGGUGACGUGGCAGUCAGCAACGACUCAGUCUCAGAGUUUUCUCCUGAGAACAUACGUUCAGUUAGAGUAAAUGUCACGAAUGAUAUCGUAGCCCCUACACAGGACAUUGAUGUAUUUGAAGACUCGAAGGAAAUGGAAAUAGAACAGCAUGAAAUAGAGUCUGCUACUGAAAUAAUCGAGGUAUCAUUAGAAGAAGCAGCGAAAGAAUUAACGGCAACUGAGGAUUCGAACGAUGAAGACAAUGAUAACUCUUCUGUCGCAGAUUCUUCUUGGGGCUCGGGUUUGAGUUUAAAGAGCUUUUUUGAUCUUUUUAAGCCUUUCGGUCGAUCCAAAAAGAAUUAAACUACUUAAGUGUUACUCUUGGCUAAUAUCAAUUCGUUCACAUAUAAUAAGGCUUUUAAAACUUAUCAUAAUAUUAUAAUUAAAUGAC